AUGAAUAGAAGGGCUGCCCUGACUGUGAGUCCCAGCAGAUCUCAAUUCUUUCCUAGAGACUCUGUGUCUCUGAGCUGUAAGGCUAACAACAGCUCUGCUGGAUGGACUGUAUGGAGGAACACAACCAGAGGAACCAGGACUCAGUGUGGAGAUGGAUGGGGGAAACCAGCUGGUUCUAACUGUAACAUCAGCUACCUGUACCCAGAUGAAAGUGGAGUUUACUGGUGUUGGUCGUCCAGAGAGGGAGCAUCCAGCAGCAGCAUCCAGCUCACUGUCACUGGUGGAUCAGUGAUCCUGCAGAGUCCUGUCCUCCCUGUGAUGGAGGGAGAUGACGUCACUCUGAGCUGUCUAACAAAGACCACUCCCUCCAACCUCCCAGCUGCUUUCUAUAAAGAUGGCUCCCUCAUCAGGACUGAGCCCAAAGGUCACAUGACCCUCCACCAUGUGACCAGCUCUGAUGAAGGCCUCUACAGGUGUAACAUCAGGGGUCAUGGAGAGUCUCCAUCCAGCUGGAUCUCUGUUGAAGAGAAACCAACCACCACUUUUCCACCUGACUCUAGUCGUCCUCCACCUACAUCUUUCACUUCUCCCUCCGACCAGCCUUUUCUCCCUACCAUUGUAGUUCCUGUCUUGAUUUUCUUUUUCAUUUUACUCUUGCUACUUCCUUUAGUUCUACUUGUAACACGACACAUGUGCAGGAAAUCUGAUGGUAUAGAAGGAAAUGAUGUAGAAAAGAGCACUGCAUACAGUGAGCUGAGAAUCGUCACAAACCAGCAGCAGCCAGUCAGAGGCAGUAGAGAGAGAGAUUCAGCUUCAAUUUACUAUGUGGUGAGGACAGAGGACAUCGGCUAUGGACAGAUCAACAUCAGACCAAAGAGGACACAAG
This is a messenger RNA of Cyprinodon variegatus (sheepshead minnow), 886 nucleotides long. RefSeq lists its product as uncharacterized. The transcript has 6 exons. The record is from RefSeq and is a predicted model, not a curated record. The annotation marks the transcript as partial. Gene Ontology annotation, molecular function: transmembrane signaling receptor activity. Lineage: Eukaryota; Metazoa; Chordata; Actinopteri; Cyprinodontiformes; Cyprinodontidae. Gene Ontology annotation, biological process: cell surface receptor signaling pathway.